Molecule: messenger RNA, 1470 nt
Organism: Scomber japonicus (chub mackerel)
Lineage: Eukaryota; Metazoa; Chordata; Actinopteri; Scombriformes; Scombridae
Product: protein disulfide-isomerase A3-like
Exons: 12
Coding region: 1-1470 (489 amino acids)
Biological process (GO): response to endoplasmic reticulum stress; protein folding
Cellular component (GO): endoplasmic reticulum; cell surface
Molecular function (GO): protein disulfide isomerase activity
Source: RefSeq, a predicted model, not a curated record
AUGGCGGCUGCUGCGCGCCUCUUUGCCGCCGUAACGCUCGCGCUGCUGUCCGUUUUAACAGCGGCGGCCUCGCGCAGGGACGUCCUCGAGCUCGGUGACGCGGACUUCGACUACCUGGCAGCGGAGCACGAGACCAUGCUGGUGAAAUUCUACGCUCCAUGGUGUGGCCACUGUAAGAAACUGGCUCCAGAGUUUGAUAAAGCAGCGACGCGACUGAAGGGAACUGUCCAGUUAGCAAAGGUGGACUGUACGGCUCACUCAGAGACUUGUGCUCGUUUCGGUGUGUCUGGUUAUCCUACUCUGAAGAUAUUCAGGAACGGGAGAGACUCCGCCCCCUAUGACGGCCCUCGCUCUGCAGAUGGGAUCUAUCACUACAUGAAGAAGCAGACCGGUCCAGACUCAGUCCAGCUGAGGACUGAUGAAGACCUGCAGACCUUCAUCCAGCACUAUGAUGCUAGCAUCGUCGGUGUGUUCUCAGGUGCAGACAGCUCUCAUCUGCCAGAGUUUCUGAAAGCUGCCGGUUUACUGAGAGAACAGUUCAGGUUCGCUCACACGACGGAUCUGAAGCUGAGAGAGCAGCGCUGCAACAACUCAGAGUGUGUGUUGUUGUUCAGACCUCCCAGACUGGACAACAAGUUUGAGGACAACGUCGUCGUCUUCAAAGAAUAUCUGACCAUCGGAUCUCUGAGGCGCUUCAUCAGAGAUCACAUCUAUGGUCUGUGUCCUCACAUGACUCUGGAGAACAGAGAUCGUCUGAGAGUUCGUGACCUGCUGACGGCGUUUUACGAUGUCGACUAUCAUCACAACGUCCAGGGGUCCAACUACUGGAGGAACAGGGUGAUGAAGGUGGCGUCUAAGUACAGUGGGCGGGGCCUGAACUUCUCCGUAGCCAAUAAGAAGGACUUCCUGUCUGAGCUGGAGGAGGACUUCGGUUUGGGAACGUCAGACGGAGGAGAGCUGCCGUUCGUCACCGUUCGCACGCGGCUCGGCCACAAGUACACCAUGAGGGAGGAGUUCACGAGGGACGGCGCGUCUCUGCAGAGGUUUCUGGACGAGUACUUCGCGGGUCGUCUGAAGCGUUUCGUGAAGUCGGAGCCGGUUCCCGAGAAGAACGCGGCGGCCGUGAAGAUCGUGGUCGCCGAGUCGUUCGACGAGAUCGUUAACGACCCCGAUAAAGACGUUCUGAUCCAGUUCUACUCUCCUUCCUGUCCCCACUGCAAGAAGCUGGAGCCGGUCUACAGAGAGCUGGCUGACACGCUGUUCAAAGAUCCGAACAUCGUCAUCGCGAAGAUGAACGCUGCCGAUAACGACGUCCCGACCGGCUACGAUGUCCAAGGGUAUCCAACCAUCUAUUUUGCUCCGAAGGGUAAAAAGGACGAGCCGAUUCGUUAUCAGGGCGCCCGCGAGCUCAGAGACUUCCUGCGCUUCCUGAAGCGGGAGGCGGGUCACAGCGCGCAGGACGAACUCUGA